AUGGCGAUGAAGGCGAUCGUGAAAUCUGUGAUCUCCGGCGACUCUCUUGUGUUGCGCGGAAACCCGGGGCCUCAGGGGCAACUUCCCAAGGAACGCGUCCUCCACCUUGCAGACAUCGCAGCCCCGAGACUUGGCACGCAGAGCAGGGAGGAUGAGCCAUGGGCCUUCGAAUCCCGCGAGUUCCUGCGCGGCUUUGCAGUAGGCAAGCCAGUCACCUUCACUGUCUCACACUCGCUCCCGCCCAACGAGGAUGUCCCGCGCGACAUUGGCGCUGCACAGAUUGGCGACGUGGACCUAGCAUCUGAGCUUCUCCGCAACGGUUGGGCGAAGCUCAAGGACAUGAAGCGGGAGCCCACGGACGAUGACCUCAAGAAGCGCGACCUUGAGAGCGAGGCAAAGGCUUCCGGGAAGGGCAUUUGGAACCCGCACGGACAGAAGGCGCGGACGGUGCACUAUAUGAUGCCAACGGACUCGCAGGGGUUCAUCUCCGAGUGGAAAGGCCAGCCCCUGGAGGCAAUUGUCGAACAGGUUAAGGACGGCUCAACAGUCCGUGUCCGCCUGCUCAUGCCCGAGGGUGAUCACCAAUUCGCCAAUAUCGCCAUGGCUGGCGUGCGCUGUGCACGUGUCGCGAGCAAGCCGGGUGAGACAUCCGAGCCUUGGGGCGAACAGGCCAAAUUCUUCACCGAGACACGUUUGCUUCAGAGGCCUGUCCGCGUCGUGCUUCUGUCGCUACCGAAUGCUACGGCAACGCCAUUCCAGUCCAGCGCAAACACGGCACCUCCUCCUGCAACGAUCUUCAUUGGAACCAUCUUGCAUCCUGCCGGUAACAUCGCAGAGCUCCUUGUUGCAUCUUGUUUAGCGCGGGUUGUCGACUGGCAUGCAGGUAUGCUCGCCAGCAGCGGAGGGAUGGAGCGGCUGCGUGCAGCGGAGCGGACUGCGAAGGAGAAGCGGCAGUACAUGUACGCAAACGCCCCUGCACCAUCAGCCAAGACGAACGGCACCACGGUCAGCGGUAGCUCUCGGGCGUUCGACGCUACUGUCGUGCGGGUAUGGAGCGGUGACCAGAUAUCUGUCACGGAUAAGGAUACUGGCAAGGAGCGCCGUUUGCAGCUCAGCUCGACGAGGGCUCCGAGGACGUCAGAUCCCAAGCAAGCGUACUGGGCCCAUGAGGCACGCGAGUUUCUGCGCAAGCGUCUGAUCGGCAAGCAUGUCAAGGUGCAGGUCGACUUCAUCCGUCCCAAAGAGGGUGAGUUCGAGGAGCGCGAAUGCGCUACUGUUUGCUACGGCAACCAGAACUCGAACAUCGCCGAGCAGCUCAUUGAGAAGGGCCUGGCGACUACCUUGCGCCAUAAGCGUGAUGAUGAGGACCGAUCGCCCGACUAUGACAAACUCAUGGCCGCUGAGCAAGCUGCUGCCGCAGAGUCAAGAGGGAUUCACUCCGGCAAAGACUACCCCCCUCUGAAACAACCUCUGAACAUCUCUGAGUCCCACGGUCGUGCCGCUCCCUUCCUUAACAGCUUCAAGCGAUUAGGCAGGAUCCCAGCAGUAGUCGAAUACGUUGCAGCUGGCUCGCGUUAUAAGAUCUUCUUGCCUAAAGACAAUCAGGUCCUGACGCUUGUCCUCAGCGGCAUCCGCGCACCUCGCACAGCGCGCAACUCCUCAGAGAAGAGCGAGCCAUAUGGUCCCGAGGCCUCGGAGUUCGCGACGCGGCGAUACAUGCAGCGUGACGUGGACAUCGAGGUCCAUGACGUCGACAAGUCAGGCGGUUUCAUCGGUGCAUUAUAUAUCAACAAGACGGAGAACGCUGCCAUCACGCUUGUUCGCGAGGGUCUUGCGACGGUGCAUUCUUAUUCUGCAGAUGGUUUGGCUUGGGCACGUCAGCUGUACGAUGUGGAGGAAGAGGCCAAGCGCGAGAAGCGUAAUGUCUGGAAAGAGUACGAUGAAGAGGCAGAGCAGGCGCAAGCCGUAACACAGGACACCAACGGCGAUGCGCUGAAACCCGAGUACAUCGAUGUCAUCGUCAGUGAUGUCCGGGCCAACAACAACUUCGCAUUCUCAAUUCAGAUCCUUAAUACAGAAGGCAUUGCCUCACUGGAGAAGCUUAUGCACGACUUCUCGCUACAUCACCAAGGGACUGCGCCUGUGACAGGCUUCAUUCCGAAGGGCGGCGACCUGGUGUCAGCGAAAUUCUCUGACGGGUCAUGGUACCGUGCCAAGGUCCGACGUGCCUCGCCAGUGAAGAGGGAAGCAGAGGUAACGUUCAUCGACUACGGAAACCAAGAUACGGUCAGUUUCGCGAACAUCCGGCCCUUGGAUCCUAAGUUCCGCUCCUUGCCUGGUCAAGCACAUGACGCACGACUGAGCUUCAUCAAGCUUGUCGGGCCCGAAAGCGAGUACCAUGCCGAGGCUGUCGACCGGUUCCGCCAGCUCUGCGAGGGUCGCAAGCUGAUCGCGAACGUCGAUCACCGGGAAAGCCAACUUCUGCACUUGCGCCUCUUCGACCCCAACGAUUCCGCAGCUCAAAGCGAUCCUAGUGUAUCCAUCAACGCUGACCUGCUUCGCGAGGGUCUUGCUACCAUUGAUCGCAAGGACUGCAGAUACCUCUCUGCGUACCCCAGUGUGGUCAAAGGACUGCAGCAGGCCGUCGCCACAGCAAAGCGGAGUCGGGCGGGCAUGUUCGAGUUCGGCGACGUGGAGGAGGAUGACUGAACUCAUGCAUUCGACGCAUGGGGCUUACAAAAAUACGGUCGGCUUGUAUAGGCAAUACGCACGACCGCUGUUGAUAAUACACUCCCAGCUCACUAGGUUGCAGAACAUCGUCACUUAGCGCGAGGUGAGCUCUCGUCAGUUGGUCAAGGUCGAGACUUGCGAGUGCU
Molecule: messenger RNA, 2876 nt
Organism: Rhodofomes roseus
Lineage: Eukaryota; Fungi; Basidiomycota; Agaricomycetes; Polyporales; Fomitopsidaceae
Product: transcription factor
Exons: 18
Coding region: 1-2709 (902 amino acids)
Biological process (GO): mRNA catabolic process; regulatory ncRNA-mediated gene silencing
Cellular component (GO): nucleus; cytosol; RISC complex
Molecular function (GO): RNA binding; nuclease activity
Source: RefSeq, a predicted model, not a curated record